Molecule: messenger RNA, 1041 nt
Organism: Postia placenta MAD-698-R-SB12
Lineage: Eukaryota; Fungi; Basidiomycota; Agaricomycetes; Polyporales; Adustoporiaceae
Exons: 12
Coding region: 1-1041 (346 amino acids)
Cellular component (GO): membrane
Source: RefSeq, a predicted model, not a curated record
AUGGCUCCCACAAACGUCCUUGACCGGUUUUACUUGUCCAUCACCCUCCUUAUUACUGUCGGAUGGCAACUUCUAGGCUUUGCUCUUGCCUGGACGUUCCAGUUCGACAAGCUGACCGACUUCACUGGAGGGUCGAACUUUUUCAUUUUAGCCUUGAUAACCCUCUUAGCCGGUCAGACGUUCCACGCUCGUAACGUCGUAGUCAGUGUAUUUGUGAUGGUAUGGGCUGCCCGCCUUGCUGGGUUCCUCCUAUUUCGCGUACUCAAGAGAGGUAGCGACUCGAGGUUUGACGACAUCAGAUCUCAUUUCCUCAAAUUCCUCGCAUUCUGGAUCGGUCAAAUUAUCUGGGUGUGGACAGUCUCUCUUCCACUCACCAUCUUAAAUUCGCCUGCAAUCUCCGUCGGAUCGGAUAUCGGCUUCGGUACGGCAGCAGACAUCGUAGGCGUCAUAUUAUGGGCCGUUGGCUGGAUCGUCGAGAGUGUAGCGGAUGUGCAGAAGUACUACUACAAAUCCUCUGGUUGGCCGAAAGACAAACCUCUGAACGCUGGCCUCUGGGGAUGGUCACGUCAUCCUCCGUACUUCGGCGAGAUGCUCUGCUGGUGGGGGAUAUGGUGUCUGAGUAUCUCACCUGCAACGAAUGGCCACCUGGAUGCAUCAUCGAAGGGAGCACAAUAUGCCGCAAUUGUCUCGCCUAUCUUCACUACGCUGCUGCUCAUGUUCGCCUCGGGUGUGCCCACGGCCGAGAAGCCUUCGGCGAAGAAAUUCUUCGAGCUCUCAUAUCCUCCUCAGAAGUCGGGAGAUAAUCCGUCAACGGACAACCUCAACGUUCCCGACGUCGAAGGCGGCAUUCAAGGUGAGACGGUCAACGAACCGGCACGCCAACCGGCCUCCGAUGCUUGGAAGAACUAUGCGGAAUACCGGGCGCAAACGUCGAUCUUGAUUCCACUCCCCCCGGCGAUUUACCGACCCUUGCCAGAGUGGAUCAAGCGAACGGUCCUCCUCGAUUGGCCAAUGUAUGAGUACGUUCCGGGUCGUGAUUAG